AUGUCUGACUUUCUCUCUUCGCUCACCGAAAAGGCGCAGUCUGCACUCAAGUCUGCCGGGCUGACCGGCCAGUCUGACGGUGACAAUGGCCAGGGUGGUGUCUUGAAGUCGCAUGCGGUUGUGUCUAUGCACCACCAGCUGCGCACCCUUCAGCAGCAGUACUCGAGCUCUGUGACCCCUGUCCAGAAGAUCAUCACAACACAGAAAGGGAUCGCGCUCGAUCUCGACGGCCUCUCUAACGAUUUGCAGGCACACAGCAAGGAGCUGUAUACCUGGAGCCAGCACGAGGAGCCUGAUGUCAAAGAUGUCACCGACCGUCUCGCGUGGGUCAACUAUAUCGAAAGCACGCUGGCGCGUGCUCUCGCGACGAAGAUCGAUGCAUCCCGCGCUCCGUUCAAGGCACUACGAGACGCGGAGAAUACGCUGGGCGGAAGGAGGAAUAUCCGCGUUACCCUCCAUAACCAGAUCGUUCGGAUCGAGCAUGAUCAACAGCGAGGCACUGAGCAGAGGCUCGCAGAAUUAAAGCAACAACUCCAUCAAGCGGAGACGAAUGAUGAGCCGCUCGAAAGAGAGGUCCAGUUGUUGAAAAGGAAGGCUGUCAGAGAUAGCGAGCACAUCAAAUGGCAGGCUACGAGAGAGUAUGCAGAGAAACUGCUGCUCCUCUCACAGGCUUCGUCUGCGUUGCUGGCUGCUCUGCCAUCGGUGCCCUCUGCUGACAAACAAUACCAUGGUGCAGAGACCACAGCAUCUGUACGGGCAAGCCUACAGCAUGCUCUGGACAACUAUAAGCCGGGCGACAUCACACUCCCUCUGCAGCCAUCGCGUCCUGGUGACCUGAGCAGAUCAGACACCCGCAGCUUUGGGGAGACGCACGCAAAGGAGCUCUCAAGCAUUAGUCCUGCGGGAACUCCCGUCGAACCUAGCAUUCCGGUGACCCCACCCCCGACUGCUGCUGGGCUGCCUCCCACGUCGUCGCGUACGUCGAGUUCGCCUGUUCCCUCUUCGACCUCACCCGGCAUAGAGAGUUCUCCGACCUUGCCUCCUCGCGGUCCUUCCAACCUCCAGGCAUCCUCUCCGUCAGUGGUGACGGCAUCGCCCCCGCUGAACCCAGCAGCACUUAAUCAAGCGCCUGCUCCAAUUCCCCUCCCCACUUCGUCACCAUCGUCCGUCGUCGCACCGGACCCCGGUGACCCCACCGUCAAGAUUCCAUCCAUAACGCCCACCGUCGCAGAGACAGGCGUGCCCCUGUCCGCAGGAUCUGGGGGACCGGGUCCUGCGAGUGGCUCGCUGCUCGACCACAGGUCCACCUCUCCGAUUGUGAAGAGCCCAGCUUAUGGGCAGGACUACAAGGACCCGUCUGGAGGAAGCGGGCUUCCGAGAUACGGGGGCGGACCGACAGGCAGCGCGGCCCCUCAGCCUGAGAAGUAUGAGUCUGCGGCAGAAGAGAAGAAACGGCUGGAGAGGGAGGAGAGAGAGAAAUUGCUGGCGUCGGGCGGAGGGGACGCGCAACCGCCAAAAGACGACGAUCUUCCGCCGUACCAGGAGUUCUAA
This is a messenger RNA of Fibroporia radiculosa, 1551 nucleotides long. RefSeq lists its product as uncharacterized. Gene Ontology annotation, cellular component: plasma membrane; eisosome filament. Bases 1 to 1551 code for a protein of 516 amino acids. Gene Ontology annotation, biological process: negative regulation of protein kinase activity; endocytosis; eisosome assembly. The record is from RefSeq and is a predicted model, not a curated record. Gene Ontology annotation, molecular function: lipid binding. Lineage: Eukaryota; Fungi; Basidiomycota; Agaricomycetes; Polyporales; Fibroporiaceae. The transcript has 4 exons.